CGUGACUACAGGGCGCGUUUCGUUCCGCGCCGCGCGUAGCAGUAGCGCCGGCAAACGACAGUUGUAAUUUGUUGCAUAUUUAUCGUAAAUAUUGAAUCAUAUGUUGUAAAUAAAAGCGUAGAAUUUUAAACCCAAAUUAACAUGUCAGGGCACAAUGUGGCUGCUUUGGCUGCAGAUCUGGCCAGAGCCGUUGAACUGACCCUCAGUCCUGAGGCCUCUCAGUCAGAUAGAUUAAAAGCAUACAAUGCCUGUGAGAGUUUUAAGGAGACAUCACCACUGUGUGCUGAAGCAGGGCUGUUUCUGGCAGCUGGCACUCAGAAUUCUCUAAUCAGCAGGCAUUUUGGGCUGCAGCUUAUGGAGUACACUGUCAAGUAUAGAUGGACUCAAAUUUCUCAGCAGGAGAAGCUGUUUAUUAAGGAAAAUGCCAUGAAACUGUUGGCCGCCGGCGGCAUCAGCGAAGAGCCCCACAUGAAAGACGCCUUGAGCAGGGUGAUUGUGGAAAUGGUGAAAAGAGAGUGGCCUCAACAGUGGCCAGAUCUACUCAACGAACUGUCGAACGCUUGCCAAUGUGGAGAAAUUCAAACAGAACUUGUGCUGUUGGUGUUUCUUAGGCUUGUUGAAGAUGUCGCCCUACUUCAGACUCUGGAGUCCAAUCAACGCCGAAAAGACAUCUACCACGCCUUAACAGCAAACAUGGCGACUAUUUUUGAGUUUUUCCUGCGUCUAAUUGAGCUUCAUGUCGGUCAAUUUCGGCAAUGCAGCGGUGACCCGCAAAACACCUCCAAAGCUGCGGCACACGGUCGCGUUGUGCAGGUGGUUUUGCUGACUUUGACCGGAUUUGUGGAGUGGGUCUCUAUGGUGCAUGUGAUGGCUCAAAACGGGCGACUUUUGCAUAUUUUAUGCUUGUUGCUGAAUGACGUAGCUUUUCAGUACCCAGCGGCGGAGUGUCUUUCACAGGUUGUGAACCGAAAGGGAAAAAUGGACGAGCGUAAACCACUUUUGAUUCUCUUCAACACGGAACCGAUGCAAUGUUUAGUAACAGCAGCAAAAACCAUCGAAAUUGUAGAUAACGAGCAGAACUACCUAUUCAAAAAAAAACUUAUCCAAGUGUUUGGCGGUCUAGCCACGCAAGUGUGUACGCUAUGGUCCAAGGACGGCCUAUCUCGCCCUCAAAACUUCUCCAUGUUCUUGGAGGGAAUUCUCGCUUACAGCUCCCACCACAGCUUAAGUCUUGCGCAUCUAGGCAACCCCAUAUGGAAUUCUAUGCUGAAAAACGAGCAUGUCGCCAGAGAUCCGGUAUUUUUGAGCUACAUACCGCAGUGGGUGCAGUGCACCGCACCAAAAAUCGUCAAGUUUAAUUAUCCCAACAACCACGGCAGCUCGUCGGAUUCGGCUCAAGCUUACGCCAAGAUAGAAUUUGACAGCGAGGAGGAGUUUGCGCUGUAUUUCUACAGGUGUCGCUCCGAUUUUCUUGACUCUUUUCGGCAAGCCACAGUGGUAGCUCCUUUGGUAACUUUCAACUACGUUGAACAAUGGUUAAUAAAAUGCUUGCAAGUGCCGAAUACCACCACAGGGGGCAUAAACGACCCCGUCCAUCAAGAAUGGGAGGCUUUAUCCACCCUCUUGGAGAGUAUUUUAAGCAGAGUUCUACAGGCACAAGAAAGACCCUCAAUAGCUUCAGGUUUACAAUUGUUACAACUAUGUUUGAACUAUCAACCAGCAGACCCGUUGAUUUUGAGCACAUUAUUGACUUGUAUAUCAGCGUUGUUCGUGUUUUUGAGUAUGAGCACCGGACAGAUGGCACCACAAGUUAACUCAGUGGCCGCUUCCGGGGCCGUCCUUCUCCCUCAAGUCCUGGAGAAGAUAUUCUCGACCCUAAUAUUUUCUCCGGAAAACAAAGAUUCUCGUUCGCGCGCGGUGAAAAACGUUCGACGUCACGCGGCUUCUUUAAUGGUAAAAAUAGGAAACAAAUACCCGUUAUUGCUGUUACCCGUUUUCGAUCAAAUCCGAGCUACUGUAGAUAGUUUAUCUCAAGCGCAAGGACCGGGUGGUUUGACAACAUUGGAGAAGGUAACACUUAAGGAGGCGCUAUUGUUGAUAUCCAAUCAUUUUUGUGAUUACGAUAGACAGAGCAAUUUUGUCGGGGAAGUUCUGCGUGAGGCUAGCACUCUGUUUAUGAGUAUUGUUAACCAGGGAGCAUUCAAAGGUGCUAGGGAGUUUAUAGCUUUUGUGGGGUUAACCAAAGAUGCACAGGAUGACUCCUGCGGUCAAAACCGUAGCAAUAUUGUUUUCUGUGUAAAUUUGAUUUUGGGUGCUAUAAAAAGGUGCUCGUGGCCCGACGAUCCAGAACGCGCCACCAGAGGGGGUUUCGUGGUAUCGCUAACCGAAUCGGGGAAUCCCGUUUUUAGAAACCCCGCAGCCCCUCACGUAGUGCCACUACUGCCGCAUUUAUUAUCCCUUAUCAAAAUAUUCAACGAAACUUUUACGCCCGACGCCCAAAGUACUAUUCACGACAGCUACAAGGGUUGCCUAUCGAUGCCGGAAGCCGAAAAGUCAAAUCUAUUGGGUUUGAUUGGCCAUGCUUCUGCCGACACCAACGAUUCUCAAUCAAGUUUGAACCCUGUGGAGCGUAUGCAAAGGUUUUUGACUUCACUACACGAAAGCUGCUACCAUAUGAUGGGUUCGCUAGGUCCUUCUCUAGGAAGGGAUCUGUACGCCAUUCCUGAUAUCGGUUUAGCUAUCGUUAACAGCAUUUUAUCGCAUUUAGAUUAUAUCCCAGACUAUAGACUUAGGCCAAUAAUAAGGGUAUUUUUGAAAGCCUUCGUUUAUUCUUGUCCAGCACCUUACUACGAAGUAGAUCUUCUACCAAUAUUAACACACAUUACACCCAUAAUGCUUUCAAAACUGCAUUUAAAAUGGCAACUGGUGAUCGAAUUUCGCAACAGGGAAGCACAAGAAGACAACACAGAUACACAGGAAGUUUUAGAGGACAUUCUUACUAGAGCUCUGACUAGGGAGUACUUGGACUUUCUCAAGGUGGCGCUUGUUGGAGGUAGCUUAACUCCCGAAUCGAAUUCGGAGACUAUGGAGACCGAGGAAUUGAGCAUGGACUCCCCCACCCCGCCACCGACGAGGGCCAAUAUGGCUGCCGAGGUCAUAUCGGAUCUAGGGUUAAUCAUACUUAGGUACGAAAAAACCUGCCAAUCCACCGUCUUGGCAGUCCUAGACGCUCUAUCAUGGAUCGACAGCAAUGCCUCUCUCAAAGCGACUCUACUAACUGGUCCCAUGGUGCGUCAACUUGUCAGCGACAACUCUCUCAACGGGCCAAUGGCGGCACACAUAAUGCGCGCCGUGUUGAACGCCUUGAUGCUGCACGGACAGCACGAGGCCAACCAGGGCUCUCUUUUGACGUUGGGCGCUCAGGUUUACGAACUUUUGAGACCGUCGUUCUUGGAAGUUUUAGCAGUAAUGCAGUUGAUACCCGGUGUUAAUCCGGUAGAUUUGCAUAAGUUGGAUGAAAGGAUUUCCGGCAGUACCAGUAAGGGUAACAAAGUUGAGAAAGUCAAGAAGGAUUUGUUUAAAAAGUUGACUGGAAACUUGAUUGGUAGAAGCGUGGGCCAGUUGUUCAAGAAAGAGGUGAAAAUUCAGGACUUACCGCGCCUUGCGGUACCCCAGAAACCGUCUUUGAACCGACCAGAAGUAAUAAGUGACCUAAGAAAUAUUUUUAGUUAGCUAAAAAUGGUGACGAUUCCUCUAUAUUUUUUUAUUUAAUUUAAAAAUAAUAUUCAUGUUCAACAUUCCUCGCCCCGUUUGUUGUUCAUAUAACUCAACACAGUCUGACUUGUUAAUCUUUUAUAUUAAUUUUUGUGAAAUAAAUUAAUUGAUUAUUUUGUAUAUAAUAUUUGUUAGUUUUAUUUUGUAUUUAAUUUUUUUGCCAUUUAUUUAUUAAAAAAUGUAAUCAGA
Messenger RNA from Brassicogethes aeneus, 3963 nucleotides. NCBI's taxonomy places the organism in Eukaryota, Metazoa, Arthropoda, Insecta, Coleoptera, Nitidulidae. The record is from the annotation of a GenBank genome assembly.